CCCUCAUUGACGGGAAUGCCUGUUGGGCUAUAUAAAGAAACCACGAUCGGAAAAUCUAUAAAAGCUCAUUCUAGUAGACUUAAUUAUUGUGUGCUUGUUUUUACAAAGCCAAGAACUCACCAGUAAUCUGACGCGUACAGAAACACGCAACCUAUUUGAUGAACAGUACAAAUUAUACAGACGCAGAUUAGAAAUACAUCUCUACAGUAUGUUUACUACAUUCUGUAUCUAUUUUUAAAAAAACAAUGGGAGAAAGGAACUCCCACGAAAGAUUAAUUGGCAAUGUGACAACAAAACAGUGUCAUCAUCAUGGCAAGCCCGAACUAUGUGCACCUUCGGGAACGGAAUAUGCAGAGCCUUGCCAGCGUAUGAACGAUUUGCACCUAUCUGAGCAUUCGGAAAACGUUGAAAGAGAGAGCGCUGCCUCAACUUCUGAGAUUUCGCCAAGCGUCCAAGCCACGGCUAACAUGGCCGAGGUGUCAGUCUCAACAGCAAUUCAAAGGGAAGCAAAGAUGAAGCCCAGAGUGUGGAUCCUGAAAGAGAAACUCUGACGAUGAUUGGAAAUGGACGGCCGAAAUACACUGAGAUGGCAUCUUUGGCGAAAAGACUUAAAUCUUUUGAGAGAUGUUUUAAUCUAAUUAAAAGCAAGGAAGAACUAGCUGAGGCUGGAUUCUAUUACGACGCUGACGGAAACUGUACCAGGUGCUUUGAGUGUGGAAUAGGUUUGACAAAUUGGCAGCCAAGCGAUGACGUAUGGAUAGAACAUGCUAAAUUUAGAAAAACAUGCGCUUGGCUAUUAGAAAAAAAGGGACAGAAAUUUAUUGACGACGUAGCACAGAUUCGUGACCAGAUGAAUGGAAAGUAGUCUCUAUGAUGGUUUAUCUGUUCACUUGGAAAAAUCAGCGAAGAGGCGCUGAGCCAUUGUUUCAAAGCAAAGAAUGGCAGCUAUAAACACAGACUUAUCAGUCAUUGGGUACACUUAUGAAGAUAUCCAGAAUAUGGCUCAGUCUAUUUUGAAAAAUACUGAACUGCGACCCAAAAUAGGAAUUAUCUGUGGUACAGGACUUGGUGGUAUAGCAGAUAUUGUUGAAAAUCCAAUCACAGUUUCUUACGACACAAUAAAAGGCUUUCCUGUUAGCACAGUAAAAGGACACUCAGGAAAGUUUGUUUUUGGAACUAUCAAGGGUAAAGAAGUUCUACUUAUGAUGGGAAGAUUUCAUUAUUAUGAGGGUUAUCCAAUGUGGAAGGUUGCCAUGCCUGUGCGAGUCAUGAAAGCUAUGGGAAUAGAAGUGCUUCUGCUGACCAAUGCUGCAGGUGGCCUAAAUCAGGACUACAAGACAGGCGACAUAAUGAUUUUGAAAGAUCACAUUGAUUUGCCUGGAUUGACUGGGGAGUGCGUUCUGAUUGGCAAAAAUGAUGAAAGGUUCGGUCCAAGAUUUGUGGCUACUAAUGGUGCAUAUGAUGUAGAAUUAGGGAAAAAAUUUCUGCAAAUAGCUACUGAGCUUGGUCAUGGUAGCAUUAUGAGAGAGGGUAUCUACAUCAUGAUUGGUGGACCUACGUUCUCAUCAGCCGCUGAAGCCAGAGUCUUACGCAUGUUUGGAGCUGAUGCUGUUGGCAUGAGCACAGUUCCAGAAUCAGUUGUGGGCAGACACAGCAGCAUGAAAAUCUUUGGAGUGUCACUCAUCACGGACAUGGUGGACCUUGAUGUCGGCUCACAGUUUCAGGUCACUCACGAGGAUGUUCUUAGAACUGCCAAUGAGCGGGCACUUAUACUGCAAGAUAUAUUUGUCAAAUUUGUACAGCAAAUUUAAGUUAAAGUUUGUGAUUAGGGAAAAUGAGUCAAAAGAUCAAUGAUUGCAGAUUAGCACUUUUGAUGAGAUUAACAAUAAGUAUAAGCUAGAUGUAAUCAAGGAGUAAAUGAAAUCAGUAAGAUGAGAUGUUAAAACUAUAAGUUAAAUAAUGUAGCGAGAAUGUAGUUGGAAUAUCUCUAAGCAUUUCUUUAUAGUGUAUCCUUUUUACAUCUUGUUCAAUAUUACUUUAUCCUACAGUCCUUAUUUAUUAUUCACCUUAUAUGUACACCUGUCAAUAAAGAGUUGAUAGCAAAACGCUGUAUCCACCAUUUUCAAAAAGAAAAUUUUAUUACUGUGGUCUAAAUUUUAUAAGUACUGUGAAGAAACUAUUGACUAUAACUAGAUCAUCUUACAGUUUUGAAAAUGAAAAUAAAGCAUUUUGACUAUGAACUCUUCAUAUAUUUAAACCUGGGCAUUUGAACUUCCUCUUUGUGCUAAUACAACUAUUUGCAGUGCUUUCAAAUGACUUGUACACAUUGCAUUUGGUAGUCAAAUUGUAUUUCAUUUAUCACAAACUGAUAUAUAGGAGCCAUUCCUAAUUAUAAAGAAAAAAUUUACAAGUAAAUUAGAUUUUGUGCAAGUAGUUUGUUCUCCAAUCAAUUUGAUGUACUUGCAAAAGGUUCACCGUUUUUCAUUUCUUUAAAAAAUAUGUGUUCAUAUUUCUACAUGAGAUUAUCUAGACAUGUUUUUUCUGGUGAUAUUGUUUAUAGAAAAAUGUUGUCUUUAUUUCUCUGUGACAGAAUCACUUACACUAUUUUUUCAUAAAUCUGAAUUUAAUUCAUUUUCUUUUUUACCUAUAUAAUUCGUUUAUCGUGUAAUUUUGUUAUCUAAAAAUUUGAUAGGAGAUAUAAACUCAUUAAAUGAGUGUCUCUGUGUAUUUACAAACAGUUCUUGGAUUUGUUAUUGUCUGUAUACAGCAGAAUCAUUGGAGAUGUAACAGUUUUUGUUUUCUUUUAUAAUGUUUCUAUUUUGAUAUUGUAUUGAAUCAAAAAUUUGAUCUCACUUUCAAAUAGCAACAAAGUUCAUGUAUUUAAAUCUGUAGAAAGACUAAAGACACUAUUUGUUACUUUAAAAAAUUAAUAAUAAUAUAUAAAUUGAUUUCACCACUUGCUUUUAAAGGUCAGAAUGUAUUAAGUUUUUAUUUUCUAUUACGCUUAUGGUCACUUUGAUCUUACAAUGAAAGGUCUUAAGAGUCAGAAAGUGACUAUGCCAUUUCUUAAGGUUCUUACUUUUUUUUUUUUUAAGUGAAAUAUAAUAUGCAUUUCAAUUAUUUUUUUAAAUUAAGCUUUCUAUAAAUAUACAUAAUACAGUUAAUGAGCAUAAUUCAUUUUGGAUCAAAAUAACUGAAAUAUUUAUAUUUGCUUGUCAAAAGCUUGUGGCAUUAUUGUUUAUGUUUUAACAAAUGGCAUUGCUCAAUUGUAUUCAAGAUUGUCUUCUUUUUUUAUGUGUGAGUGUGACAUUUUCUCAAGUUGUAUUAAGAUAAAAUAACAAAUACAUUUAAGCUGAAUUAAUUGAUUGCUCCAAUUGAAAGUUAAAAUAUGUAUAAAAAUGCAUAGAGACACACACAAAACAAUUUUUUUUUCUUCAGUUAAUAAAGUACUGCAAUUUUAUUUUUAAAUCCAGUUAAUAAAGUACUGCAAUUUCAUUUUUGAAUCCAUCUUGCAGAUACUUUUUUUUAAUCCAAAUGAAAAUUCAUUAAAAGAAAAAAAAAACAAAUUUAGUAUUAAAAAACAUCAAAAUUUAUUUUGUAACAUAUUUUACUGCUAUACAUUUUUGCUUUUAAUUUCAAUCUAGACAGAAACCAUAAAAGCACAAAACAUUUGUAUUGUUUACAGAUGAUUAUUUACACAAUGAUGUACAUGACAAUGAUAGAUGACUUGGACAUUUUUUUGUGGGGAUAUAUAUUUAUCUUUUUUCUAUCUUUAUACAAAGUCUAUAGAUUGAUGUUAAUUUAACCUUUGAAAUAGAUUAGUACAUUUCCGUAACAAUCUUUUUAGAAAUACAUUUACACUAGCUAAUAAUUUUGUUUGUAUCCUCUAGCAGCUUUGUGAUGUAACAAUAAAACAUCCUUAACAUUGA
Molecule: messenger RNA, 3929 nt
Organism: Biomphalaria glabrata
Lineage: Eukaryota; Metazoa; Mollusca; Gastropoda; Planorbidae
Product: purine nucleoside phosphorylase-like
Exons: 12
Coding region: 939-1811 (290 amino acids)
Biological process (GO): nucleoside metabolic process
Cellular component (GO): cytoplasm
Molecular function (GO): purine-nucleoside phosphorylase activity
Source: RefSeq, a predicted model, not a curated record